Messenger RNA from Cladocopium goreaui, 1228 nucleotides. The record is from the annotation of a GenBank genome assembly. NCBI's taxonomy places the organism in Eukaryota, Dinophyceae, Suessiales, Symbiodiniaceae.
UUGAAUGAUGUUUGCAAUUUUGGGGUGCAGACAUGCCCAGAGCGAGAAGAAUUACUUCUGCACUUGAACUACAUUUGGUUUCGAAUUGUAUUGGCAUGAGUUUCAGCGUGUGAUCCAUGUAGCUUGAGCAUUGGUCUUGAAUUCUCUGAUGCCUCAGCCAUUCGCGCAAGACCUAAUGGCCUGCCAACGGCACUACGAACCAAGCCUUGGACUUCGUUUCUGGGAACUGGCAAAGCCUCGGUCGCCAGCCCUUGAUAGAUUCACUCCUCAGCGGCUCGCUUUGAACCAGACACAUGGCUUCAUGAAAACCGCUGCUGGCUUCCUUGGUCUUCCAUUUGACACAACAGUUGAAAGCAGGCCCUGGCGCAUGCAGUGCAGCAAGGCAGAUUGCCUGGCAGAUGAUACGCGCUGGUUGGCAGACAGCCCUCUGGCGGAUUUCCUGCAGUUCUCUGAGAAAUCCGAUCCGUUCUUCGUGGUGCCCUCCUGUAAGGAACCGCAGGCGUCGCCGUCAAACCCUAUGACGGCCACGCUGCAGGCCAAGCUUCGCGCCAAACAGAGCCGCGGAAACCAGCUGCCGCUGCAGGGACCCCUGCUGCGGAGGAUACGCAAAGCGGAGCUGGUGAUUAUGAAGGAAUCCAUGCAGGCGCGGCAUUUCCAGUGGCCUCCAGAACAGAUUGGCGAGCGCAGCUCGGAACGCGUCAGGGCUGGGAAGCGCGCGGCAAAGUUCAUUGCGUGUACUGUGUGCGAGCAGGUGGUGCAAUCCAACUUCCCCAAACCUCACGCGCUGGACAGCAUCAGGAAAACCUUCUCCUCCGAGGAGCUUCAUGAGCGGCACGAUGCCAAAGGCAGUUGCGCGAUGAAGCGGCUCGCGCAGCUCUUCAAGCGCCAGAAGCUGGAGGUGACCGGCUUACCUGAUGGUACUGCAGAGAUCAGGACUGCCAAGACGGAACCCUUUUAUGAAGAAAUCAACAAGAGCGAAUUGGCGUUCCAUUGGAAGUCCUUUGCGUUGCAACAUGCUUGCAGCGAGGUCUUUCGCAGCGACGCGGAAGAUGUGCACCGUGCCAUGGAGCGUGAGUUCGAACGCUUGGCACAAGACUUGCCUCACGAGCACGACGACGAGGUCCAGGAGUUGCUCUUGCGCGCGGUGCAGCGUGGCUGCCAGGCCUCGCGCUUCUGCAGGGCGGCAAGAACUCAGCGUGUGAUGCACCACCAUCGGCCGGAACUUUGA